UGUGAUAUAUUGUAAGAUUACGACAGAGCAACAAGAAGUUAUCAAAAUGGGGCUGGAAAGUACUAUGGUCUGUGUGGACAACAGUGAAUAUAUGAGAAAUGGAGACUUUCUACCAACGAGACUACAGGCUCAGCAAGAUGCUGUCAACAUCGUUUGUCACUCCAAAACACGCAGCAACCCAGAGAACAACGUGGGCCUCAUCACUAUGGCAAACAACUGUGAAGUUCUCACAACAUUGACACCAGAUACUGGUCGCAUCCUAUCCAAACUCCACGCUGUCCAACCCAAAGGAAAGAUCUCAUUCUGCACAGGCAUCAGAGUGGCUCAUCUGGCCCUAAAGCACAGACAAGGAAAAAACCACAAGAUGAGGAUCAUUGUCUUCAUUGGGAGUCCUGUGGAGGAUAAUGAAAAAGAUCUUGUAAAGUUGGCCAAACGGUUGAAGAAAGAGAAAGUGAACGUGGAUAUCAUCAACUUUGGAGAAGAGGAGAUGAACACAGAAAAGCUGACUGCGUUUAUUAACACUCUAAAUGGGAAGGAGGGAACAGGCUCCCACCUGGUUAUAGUCCCCCCUGGGCCCAGUCUGGCAGAUGCACUGCUUUCCUCUCCCAUAUUGGCCGGUGAAGGAGGCUCUAUGAUGGGUCUUGGUGCCAGCGACUUUGAGUUUGGUGUGGACCCCAGUGCUGAUCCAGAGCUGGCCCUGGCCCUGCGCGUUUCUAUGGAGGAGCAGCGACAAAGGCAGGAAGAGGAGGCCCGCAGAGCUGCUGCUGCUUCUGCAGCUGAGGCAGGCAUGCCCACACCCAGUGCAGAUGAAUCAGAGGACGCCUUGUUAAAGAUGUCAAUAUCUCAGCCUGAAGGCGGUGCAGCAGUGCUUCCUGAUUUCAGCAGCAUGACAGAGGAAGAGCAGAUAGCCUAUGCCAUGCAGAUGUCUCUGGCUGGAGGAGAGUAUGGUGAAAUGGACACAGGGGCCCCCAUGGACACUGCAGAAUCAGCCAAGGAGGAAGAUGACUAUGAUGUGAUGCAAGACCCAGAGUUUCUUCAGAGUGUGUUGGAGAACCUGCCUGGUGUGGAUCCAAACAACGAGGCCAUCCGCAAUGCCAUGGGCUCCCUUGCUUCCCAGACAGGAAACAAGCCAGAUGGCAAAAAGGAUGAAGAGAAGAAGAAAUGAGAGGAAAGGAGAAAAAUGAACAAUUGCAGGCUCAUGCAGGAUUUCUUUAAUAUAUAUAAAGAUUGCUGAUGCACCAUCCUGCACGACAGCUCUCUUGGCAUUUAAUACGUCUGUCUUUAAGAAACUGAAAGGCACCGACUGAGGGGAAAAAUAUUGGAAAACGAAUUGGUGUUUAUUUUGACUGGUAAAAGAAGCCCAGAAAUAUUAACUGAUAAAGUUAAAAAUGAGGGCCUGUUCUUGGAUUACCUUGUACACAGUUCACCCUGCAUUUAAUCUCCCAUGAUAUAAUUAAUAUUCGGCCAAAUGGAAGAACUGGUGAUGACAGGCUCUUAGACUAACAGUUAGCCAAGCUCCUGUCAUGUUUGUGUUUUUUGCAAUAAAAUCCACGAGUAAAUCGGU
Molecule: messenger RNA, 1564 nt
Organism: Melanotaenia boesemani (Boeseman's rainbowfish)
Lineage: Eukaryota; Metazoa; Chordata; Actinopteri; Atheriniformes; Melanotaeniidae
Product: 26S proteasome non-ATPase regulatory subunit 4
Exons: 10
Coding region: 47-1165 (372 amino acids)
Biological process (GO): proteasome-mediated ubiquitin-dependent protein catabolic process
Cellular component (GO): cytosol; nucleus; proteasome regulatory particle, base subcomplex
Molecular function (GO): polyubiquitin modification-dependent protein binding
Source: RefSeq, a predicted model, not a curated record